Gracilinanus agilis (Agile Gracile Mouse Opossum) is the source of this 939-nucleotide messenger RNA. Its product is annotated as olfactory receptor 1052-like. Gene Ontology annotation, molecular function: G protein-coupled receptor activity; olfactory receptor activity; odorant binding. Gene Ontology annotation, biological process: sensory perception of smell; G protein-coupled receptor signaling pathway. Gene Ontology annotation, cellular component: membrane. The record is from RefSeq and is a predicted model, not a curated record. The coding region runs from base 1 to 939 and encodes 312 amino acids. The transcript has a single exon. NCBI's taxonomy places the organism in Eukaryota, Metazoa, Chordata, Mammalia, Didelphimorphia, Didelphidae.
AUGGCUGAGAGAAAUAUCACUGAGAUCAUGGAAUUUGUUCUCUUGGGCUUUACUGAGAAUCCUCACCUCCAGUAUGCCCUAUUUGUGGUCUUCUUCCUGAUUUAUCUGAUCACUGUGGUGGGAAACCUGUGGCUCAUCCUUUUAAUUGGCUCCAGUUCUCAACUUCACUCUCCCAAGUAUUUUUUCCUUGGCCACUUGGCCUUCUUAGAUUUCUGUUAUUCAUCUGUGUGCAUCCCUAAGAUGCUUGUAAAUCUCUUAGCUGCCAGAAAAGUUAUCUCCUAUACGGGCUGCAUCUUUCAGUUUGCUCUCUUCAACAUGUUCCUGACAACCGAAUUCUUUCUUCUGGCAGCAAUGGCCUAUGACCGAUACAUGGCCAUUUGCAAACCCCUCCACUACCAAGUUGUCAUGACCACCAACUUCUGUUUGCGUCUGGUGGCUGGUUCCUAUGUGUUUGGCUGUGUGACUUCACUUACACAUAUGGGAAGUUUACUCAGUUUAUCUUUCUGUGGCCCCAAUGUCAUUAAUCAUUACUUCUGUGAUAUUCCAGUGCUCAUUCAUCUGGCCUGCUCUGAUAUUCAAAAAAAUGAGCUUUUGCUCCUAAUCUUCUCUGGGGUAACAUCAAUAACUACCUUUCUGGUAGUUGUUAGCUCCUACUUCAGUAUCUUGCUCACUAUUCUGAGGAUCCCUUGCCCCCAAGGUAGGUAUAAAACUUUUUCCACAUGUGCCUCUCAUCUAACAGUGGUCACUCUAUUCUAUGCAACAGUGAUAUUUACUCAUUUGUGUUCCAGCCCUGCCCAUCCAUCAGGCUGGGCAAAAAUUGUGUCUGUGUUUUAUACUCUUUUGCUGCCAGUUCUUAAUCUCCUGAUUUAUAGCAUACGAAACAGGGAGGCAAAGGAAGCACUGAGAAAAAUGGUACAGAGGAAAAUACUUGUCCAAUGA